Messenger RNA from Dichomitus squalens LYAD-421 SS1, 1362 nucleotides. Its product is annotated as P-loop containing nucleoside triphosphate hydrolase protein. Gene Ontology annotation, cellular component: heterotrimeric G-protein complex. Gene Ontology annotation, molecular function: guanyl nucleotide binding; G-protein beta/gamma-subunit complex binding; G protein-coupled receptor binding. Gene Ontology annotation, biological process: adenylate cyclase-modulating G protein-coupled receptor signaling pathway. The annotation marks the transcript as partial. The record is from RefSeq and is a predicted model, not a curated record. NCBI's taxonomy places the organism in Eukaryota, Fungi, Basidiomycota, Agaricomycetes, Polyporales, Polyporaceae. The transcript is spliced from 8 exons.
AGCGAGGAGAUAGAUGCGGCGCUUUCGCUCGAAAGGCGCCAACGGAGACGGGUGCGGGCUGUGCAGCUGCUGCUACUUGGUCCUCCGGAGUCAGGGAAGUCUACCGUUCGCAAACAGCUCCAGUUACUGUACGAUUUGGCCGGAUUCAACGCGGAGCGACAUUCCUGGCUCACAGCUAUAUACCUAAACAUCAUCGAGUCCGUUCGUCACAUCCUGCAGACACUGGAAGAGGAUACUGUAGUCGAGCACGCCAUGCUCGGCGCCACCUCGGGCGCAGUGUAUUCUCAACUAGCUUCUCCUCGAAAUCAUACAGCUGAGCGGUCGGGAGGUCGAGCUGCCCUCCUUCGGGAGAGAUUGACGCCCCUGCUGGAUGUGGAACAACGGCUGACGCACCAUCUCUCCGAGAUCGUCCACGAUCGGUCCAUGAACUCGGACCAUCUUUCUGUCGGCACAGAGUGGCAGGCACGGACGGAGCAGCUCAAGCCGAGUUCUUCAGCCCUACGGUGCGACCGCGACGACUUAGGUGACCAUAGUAGGAGCAUGGUUUCCGCAGACACCCUGGUUGACAGUGAAUUCGACUCACCUACGGCGCACGACAAGGCUGAGAAAGAGGAGCUAUUGUCGAAAGUCUCGUCGAUCCUGAGGGCGUCCGCCGAGUACAUAUCGGAACUCGUGGGACUUCCUGAUGUGGAGGUACUUCGCGCGAACAGGAGACUGAGGAUCGCCGAGUGGGCAGAGUACUUUCUUCCAGAGAUCGAACGUGUAUCACAACGAGACUAUAUACCAUCGGACGAUGAUGUUCUCCAUGCGCGCACCCAGACUAAGGGCAUUGUGGAGCAAGUGUUCAGAGUAUCGGCAUCCAACGUAACCAAGUACAUGAAUGUGGUAGAUAUCGCCGGAGUCGGGGGCAUGAAACAAGUAUGGAUUUCUCGCUGUGAGAACACGGAUGCUGUUAUUUUCGUGGCACCCAUAGGUGCAUUUGACGAGACUCUCGACGACGAUUCCAAAACAAAUCGGCUAGCCUACUCAACACAGCUCUUCAAACAGUUGUUCUCGAAUCGCUUACUCAAUAUGGCGACUUGGGUACUAUUUAUGAAUCAGGUCGACGUCCUUCAGCGCAAGAUUGCUGCGGGUGUCCGGACUUGGCUUGAAGACUUUGGUGAUCGUCCAAAUGAUCUCGAUACGGCUAUGGGGUACUUCAAGGACAGGUUUCACAUGAUCAAGGACGGCAUAGUACCAUGGAGGGCUCACUUUACACACUUCACCAGCGCUGUGGAUACGAAGUCAAUGCAUCCGGUGCUUGAGACUGUCCCGAAUUCAAUACUGCGCCGACAUCUUCAUGAAUGCAAUUGCGAUAUUUGA